Fusarium pseudograminearum CS3096 is the source of this 1146-nucleotide messenger RNA. RefSeq lists its product as uncharacterized. The transcript is spliced from 3 exons. NCBI's taxonomy places the organism in Eukaryota, Fungi, Ascomycota, Sordariomycetes, Hypocreales, Nectriaceae. The record is from RefSeq and is a predicted model, not a curated record. Gene Ontology annotation, cellular component: endoplasmic reticulum. Bases 1 to 1146 code for a protein of 381 amino acids. Gene Ontology annotation, biological process: regulation of lipid storage.
AUGGCGUCUCAAGAUACUUCAAUAGCUCUCGUGGCGACAACGACUGUCGUCUCGACGGUUUUGUUCCUCGUCGUCGCUCGCGCGCUGCUCUAUCCCGUUCAGCCAAAGACGAUUCGCAACCCACUCAAGCUGGGCGUCUAUGACAAGGCUAAUGCUGACAAGGUCAAGAACCUCGUGUAUCAACCUGACCAAUUUCCGGGUGCUCGAGAUGUUGACACUCCGUAUGGAAGUACUCGCGUCUACGAGUUUGGUCCUGAGGAUGGCGAAAAGGUCCUUUUUGUUCAUGGUAUCAGCACGCCCUGCAUCACCCUUGCUCCUAUUGCUCUCGCCCUCUCUAAACGAGGUUACCGUGUGAUGCUUUUCGAUCUCUUUGGCCGUGGCUUCUCUGAUGGUGUCGCUGACAUUCCUCACGAUGCCCGUCUCUACGUCUCUCAGAUGCUUCUCGUUCUAGCUUCCAGCCCCCUUGCUUGGACGGGCACGAAUGCUUUCAGACUUGUCGGCUACUCUCUCGGCGGUGGUAUUGCCAUUCACUUUGCGAAUGCUUUCCCAAACCUCGUCCGUGAUCUUGUCCUUCUCGCUCCGGCAGGACUUAUCCGCCCUGCCUCCUUCGGCCGUGUUUCCCGCUUCCUCUUCGUAUCUGGUCUCGUCCCUGAGCGCAUUUUGGCUGUAGCAACACGCCAUCGUCUCCAGAAACCCAUCGCUGCAUCGGCAAGGCCGUCUCCCGUGGCGCCCGUUGAAUCUGUCACGACGCCACCGCUCAACGUCGUCGAGGCGGAAGUGAACCCAGCAUCCGGCAAAGCCGUUACGCCGUUAGAGAAGCGAGUUAUGGAGUAUGUGCGCUGGGCGGUUACUCAUCACCAGGGUUUUGUCCCAGCUUUUAUGUCGAGCAUUCGGUUUGCGCCUCUCAUGGAGCAGCACGAUGCCUGGGCCAAGCUGACUCAACGCGCUCCUGGCACCACAGCCAUCCUGCUGGCCAGGACUGAUGAGAUCAUAAACCCCGAUGACUAUCGUCGCGAUGCACUGUCUCUCGUUGGCGGCGAACAGCAUGUGCGCUGGCGGGUUCUGCCAGGUAGCCAUGAUUUCGUCAUGACCAACCCCCAAGAUAUUCUGAGAGAGAUCCAAGAUAUGUGGGAAACAAAGGCAUAA